CAGCCAGCAAAGAAAAAUCAAAACACAAAGCAAAACGUCAAACAAUCCCUGUUUUUUGCGUAAAUUUUCUCUGCCUCUGUGUGUGAUGUGUCAUCCAAAAGUCAGUGGAAAAUUGCGUGUGUGAAAAAUCGGAAAAAUCAAUUGCAUUUUCUCCAGCCGCGCGGAGGAAAUUCGUUCGUUCCUGAAAAAUAAGUGUAAUUCUAGUGGUGUUUGUGUGUGCUGCACAAUAGCUUUUAUUCCUUGGCACAAAGUAGAGACACUGAACUGGUUCCAUACUCGUCCGGUGCUAGUAAAUAAAUAAAUCGAAAUUUCUCAGCUAUUGGCCAAGGAAACUCUAGUUCCUGCCUGUGAAGGACUUUUAUUUUCCAUUAAAUAGGUGUAUGUAGAAAAAUGUUGCGCAAAAAGUUGUGCUAUUCGGUUUCUCUUAACUAACUGCAGCCUUCAGCAGAAUUGUGCGACCAGAAAAGGGUUCCCCAAAGUGACCACAAAUAGUUUUCGCUUAGUUAAUAGUGGGUGGGGAUCGUGGUCCCUUCAGCACCCUCCUCUUCCCCCGUUUUCCGCGAAAGAAAUACACACAACCCCUUCCCCCGAAACAAGAAAAUACUCGCCAAGGAUCACCGUCAGCUGUCCGGCCGUGGUGUUUGCCUCGGACACCGCCCCUUUGGAGCAACAAAAAUGUCCGAUAAAGGCACCUCCAGAACCUGUAGCACCGUUCCUCCACCCGCCUCCGGUCCAGACAACAACAAAUGGCUAUAUUUGAGCGGCGCCUCGAGCAGAAGGUUGUCCUAGAUGAUACGGAAGCGAUCGCCUGCCACAUCGAGACCGCACAAAACAUCGACGGCCACACGGAAUACGUGCUGCGAGUUCAGCGUGGACCAUACCCCGAAAACAGCUGGCGCAUUCUAAGACGUUACAAUGACUUCGCUUCGCUCAACACGUGCUUGCAGAUAUCAGGGAUUGAGUUGCCGUUUCCUGGAAAAAAGUUCAUUGGUAACAUGCGCCCUGAGUUCAUAGCUGAGCGGUUGUCUGCACUACAAGAAUACCUAAAUCAAGUACUAAUGAAUCCCAUUUUGGCAUCAUCGCUACCGACCAAAAAAUUCAUCGACCCGGACAGCUACUCGACGCCGUUCCAUGAUCUUGCCCUGCAGUAUGCGUCCAUGUGUUUGCGCACCGAGGGCGUCUACACGCUGGGCCAGUCGCUCGGGCCGAUCGGGUGGCGUCUGCGAAAGCACUACUUCAAGGUGGUGCACAAGCCCCAGGGUGGCAACAAGCACUCCCCGGGGCACUCGACCACGAAGCAUCAUCUGAUCAAGUCGAGUUCGCAGUCGCACGGCAAGCAGCACACGACGCAGGUCUGCGUGACCACCUCGACCGAGAAGGACUACAACAACUCGAAGGAGGGCAGCGGUAGGGACGAUCUGAUCCUCACCUGGACCGAGUUCGGGCCGGAUCGGUACAUCGACGAGAAGGAGAUUCACAACGUGCUGAAGAACUUUGGCAGUGUGCAGCAUCCGUACAUCGUGCCGAUCGAGUACAUUGCGUCGAACGACAAUGGCGCGCUGGUGAUUCGCAAGUUUUACAAACAGGGCUCGUUGAAGGACGUGCUGUGUGGCGUGACUUCGCCGUGCAAUCCGUUUCUGUCCAAGUAUGGCAGUCCGAAGGGGCGAGCCCCGUUGCCGCUGAAGGAGCUGGCGCUGUACGCGAGGCAGAUUCUGGAGGCAAUUCGGUUCCUGCACUCGAAGGGGUUGGCAUGCGGUCACGUCCACUGUGGCAACGUGCAGAUCUUGGACGGAGUGGCCCGGUUGAUGGACGUGGAGAAUUUCCUUUUUGGAGUACCGUCGUUCUACCGGCCGUUCUUUGUGCAGCACAGCAAAAUAAACUCGUGCGAAUCGAUCGACGUGUACGGCUUUGGCCAUUUGCUGUACGAGAUGUGCAUGGGCUAUCCGCUGCAGGACUCGUACGCGCGCCAAAUCACCGACUGUCCGGAUAGUUUGAAAUCUCUGCUCGAGUCGAUCCUGCUGAAGGACGCCUGCAAGUCAUCGCUUCCCACGCUCGAUCAGCUGGCGUCGCACGCGUUCUUCAGCGAGUACGCGGCCACCUUCAACGAGCAGUACGCCGCGGCCAUCGCAGCCCAAAAGCCACACCUGAAGUUUUCCACCAAUGCCAAAGAACAGCUGAAGCUGGCGGUGCAAAAGACUGAGAACCGCGUCCGCGACGAGCAAAAGUCGGUCAAAAACCAGAAGCGUCUAGUCAGGGUGCAGGAGAUGAUGACCUCCGAGGAGGAGAAGAAGAAGAUCAAGCAAAAAGCGAAACAAGAGCACCGUCAGGCCAAGCUGCGAGCGCAAAACUCGCUCCAGCUGAACAACGGCCCACCAACGACGGUGACGGUCAGCGCCAGUUCCGGCUCGGCCGGGGCCGUCAUGUUCAAGUCGGACAGUGCAAAUAGUAUUACCUCGCCGCACGAUGCGGCCCUCAUGUCUCCGCCUCCGCACGGCGCCCCGGACAGCGGCGGCAGUGGCUCGUCUCCGCUGAGGCAGCCCCCGCCGUCGGCACCGCCGAUUCCGCCGCCCAACACGCUGGCCCUGUUUGAUCAGGCGCUGCAGGCCGCCGCCAGUGGUGGUGGUGGCGGUCGUGGUGGCAGUCCCAACCAGCAACAUCUGAAGGCCGCCGGUCGGCCCCAGCUGAACAAGUCAAUUUCCGGUGACGAUGGCUACUGCAGCACCACCCGCAACGCCCUGCUGGACUCGAUUUGCAACUUUAACAAGAGCGGUCUAAAGAAGGUAAGCAGCAGUGAGAAAUGAACGUGUUCUUUCCUAGAUCGGCGACGACGAUCCAAUCAAUCAAAAGAUGUGUAAAAUCCAGAGCACUAAUAUAUACUAGAAAUCCCACCACCCUGACAAAGGAUUAAUCAAUCAAAACUACGUUUAACACGCAAGCUAGAACAAAACUAAAUCAUUUCUCAGCAGAAUACAUAAAGUGGAGACGAUGACGAGGGGCGAACAGCAGCAGCUGACGAUACCUAAAACCAACUGAUCAAUCUGAUGGAAGUGUUUCGGACCAAUUUUUUCGUACUGUAGAGAAUUAUUAGUAGGGGAACGAAAAAAAAUCAAUAAAAUGAGACAAACACAGAACAAAGUAAACAAACAAAAAAACAAAAAGUCGUAGAUAACAUAAAACACACUGGAAUUAUUUGAUUGUAAACUGAGGAUCUGCAAACGAACAGUAGGAAAUGGAGAAUCCGACAUCAGUGGCUGUUGAAACAGUUGAAUGCAACUAGUUUGUUGUGUAGCAUUGUAGGAAGCACACAUGAAGGUACUUCUUGUUUUGAAAAUAGAGAACUUUACCAUUAAUUUGUUUAUUAAGUUGUCUCAGCAGGUUUCCGGUAGUUUUUCAGGUCGGUUUUGAAAAAGGUACACCCUAAUCUUCCAUUUAACUCCAAAAGUAUAAAAAUUUUAAUCUCUGGGGAAGUUUUAAUCACAGACAAACAGACGUAAAUUACUUUUUUUAAAUCUGAAAUCCAUCAAUCACUUCUCACUAGAGCCAUCUACUUGUGUACGAACGUACCGCAGGCAAAGUUUGGUAGUGGAGGAGGAACGGUUUGACGGUUCUACGAGGAAUGUCAGACGAUUUGGGACGAGAAGAAAGCAGCGCGGGACAAGUGGCUGCUGCAUAACAUCCCUGUGGGAACAAGGAGUCGUACAAACAGUUGCUAAGACAGCAAAGAGUUGGAGUGCCAGCACAUGGAACAGCUGUAUCGCUCCAAUGAUACGCGUAAGUUCUACAAGAAACUCGCUCUAUCCCGGAAAGGCUUCGUGCCGUGUGCCGAAAUGUGCUGCGAAAAGGACUCGGUUUAUAGCGAAGAACUAUGGAAGAUCAUGCCCGAAAACGGCUUUCCCGGGAAGCUGAUCAAUAAUGGUGACUGCGACAAGGUGACGGUAUCUCCGGCCUUUGUUUCAACAUUGGGCUUGAAGGUGUCAUGAGACGGGCACGCUUCAACAUGCGGGCACGAUUAUCAACCAAUCCAGUCAGUUCAUUUGCUAUGCCGAGGACAUGGACAUUGUCGGCAGAACGUUCGAGGAGGCGGCCAGGAGGUACACCGAAUUGAAGCGGGAUGCGGAGGAGGUUGGAUUGAAGGUGAAUAUGGCGAAGACGAAGUAUCUGCUGGCAGAAGGAACCGAGUCCCUUGGGGCUCGCAUAGGACCAAGCCCGAUCGACGGGGACGAGUUCGAGGUCGUGGAGGAAUUUGUGUACCUCGGAUCGUUGGUGACGUCGGCCAACAACUGCAGCAGAGAAAUUCGGAGGCGUAUCAUCACCGGUAGUCGUGCCUAAUACAGACUCCACAAGACCUUAAGGUUUGAUCUGGAAGUUUCGAAGUGCUUAGGGUGCAUUCACAUUCUUAAUACUCACCGAUGACUUCUUCGGUAUCCCAGCAGGCGCUCCAUCACUCUGCUUCUUCUGGUUGUUCUUCUUGCCCGCCUCGAAAAGAUCGAGUUGUCGCCACCGGAACUGACAGUUCUUUCCGAGUGCCUCAAUACCCUUCAACGCUUCGAAAAAAAAAAACCAGCGCUAUCCUCUUGUCCGCUCCCUCAUUGAUGAUGCGCGCUUUUGUAUGGUCCGUCCCGGCCGGAAGAGUGUGAGUGAAAAUUGAUAACUUUUAAUCUAGCGAAUUUUUACAACUUUUUAUUUCAAAAGCAAGCUACUUUUGUCAUUGAAGUAAUAUUUUCUGUGAGUAGUUUUAAACAUCGGUCAAACACGUGCAGUUGAGCUGUUUGUUAAUUCAACUUUGUCAUGGUGAUUUUUAGAACACUCAAAAUGUCAGGUCAAUCGAUAAUUGGAGCCGAACAUUUCAAAAGGGCACACAACUUUUGUAAACAAUAGUGUAUCCCUUUCACUCAAACAACAGUUUGCAUAAGGUGUGUAAGGUAUACGCUCUUGUUUACAAAAGUUGUGUUCCCUAAUGAAAUGGAAAGCGCGAAUUGAUGGAUUGUUUAAAAAAGAGAUUAAAGUCAUUUGGUUUGUGGUUAAAUUGACAGUUUUCUAGAAUUUUAGAGAAAAGUUACGAAAAAAAAAUCGAUACCAAUUUUGCUUUGCGAUUACAAAAAGGGGAUCCAUUGUGUCCCAACAUUUCGGUUAUUAGACUCGUUGUACUGAGAUUGAAUCUCAAUUUUGUAACUUUAAAAAAAAUGGAAAAUGUCCCCAAUUAGUCCUAUUUUUUGUUCGAGAAAUCUCUAGAUUUGUUCGAUUUUGGAAAUAUGAACGUUUAAUAUCGUAUCAGUUGGUUAUUUUAUUUUGUUUAAUCCUGAAAUUAAAAUGUUUAAAAAAUAUUAUAUUAUUUUUUUUUAUUAAUCGUUGUUUCCUGUAUGUUUUCUUCUAAAGUUAAUUCCCAAAAACAUGGAAAUUUAAGAAAAUGUAUCUGAUUUGGCCCGCCAAUAUCUCUCCUAAAGAUCAAGAUUAACAGAUUCAAGACAUUGUUUAUCAAACUUUUCUGGUCAUAAACGACUUGUUUAAUAUUAUUUUUGUAAUACAUUUAUCAUUUCGGCAAGGUACCUUCAAAUGCAAGACUUUAGGGAAACUAAAUCAAAUUAUAAUAAAACACAUCUCGUUGGAAAAACCAACCACACAUGAUCAACUAUUGGCAGUGCCAGCCGGGUUCCAAAAUUGCACACGAUUAGUCCGGUAAGAAUCGGCUGGAUUAGCUUUAGGAACCGAACGUGGAAAUAAACAUGCUUUAAAAAGAAACAAACCAAUGUGGGUGGAGAGAUGAACCUUAAAUUUAAUCAACACACAGAACAUCCUAAAUAGUUAGCACAUUCGAUGGCUAUGCGUAACAGUAACAAAGAAACAUAUAUUAUUAAGCAGUUAGUUGUGCUUGUCGUUAUGUGAGAAAAGAAAAUAUUGUGGAAUAAGAAAUAAGUUGGUCCUCCCAGUCCCAAGCAAAAUGUGAACGAACCCCACGCGUGGGGUAAGCCUAGUUUGUGUCGAAGCCCUUCUUUAUCAUCCUAGUUGUUCCUAAAUUAAUGGUUGACGUUUUUGGAAGAGAGAGAGAGAGAGAGAGAGUUGCACAAAACACCCCAACACCCACCCACCUUGUUGUUCCUUGUUUGAGUUUUUGCUCGUGUCUGUGAUUAUGUGUUUUAAGCCCCGAACAACGUUCGGAUACCUCAACAGAUUGGAGGGCAAAGUGCGGCUUUGCCCCUUACGGAGAGGUGUUGAAUGUGUUUCUUGGUUGGAAUCGAAAGCGUUGCAAGUGGAAAUGAUCUUAUGAAAGAACUAACGGUUAUUUGCGAUUCACACUCGCGUAUAUAACUCUUAUAAAACAAAUACGCAGUACUAAUCGUUAAUCGGAGUGUUCGUAGGGGACACGCCCAGCAGUAAGAAUAGAGAAACUAUUAUAAAAAGUAAAAUAAAAUACAUUCCAACCCACACACACACACACACUUACUCACAAAGUGAUGUAGUCGUUUUUCUCGAUACCUGUUCAUCUAUCGCAGUCGCAGUUUCACGUAAUUAUUUAUGUUGUUUAUAAACCUUGUGCCAUACGAAACCUCCUGGAGAGAGAGAGGACAGUGUAGUAAGAGUGGAAAAGUUCUUAGCGCCCUUUGCUAAAUCGAUGUUUCAAAAUUUGUAUCGAUCAACAGACUCAUCAAUUCCAAUCAUGCAUAAAAAUAACCUUUUGAAAAAAUAUGAUUGCUCUCACAAUAUUGUAUCGAGUUAAUUUGAAAAACAAAAAAUCUUCCGAGUCGCAAAUGUCUGUAAUACUAUUUAAAAUUAUUUUUCAUUUACACAUCGUUUUGAAUCUUAACGGAAAUACAACAUUGAUAAGCCUCACCUCGUUUGAAAUUGGGUUAAACGACUUAUUAAAAUGUUCAAUUAAGUUUUAAUUUUAAUAUCUUUUUGAAACAUUGACAAUGUAGGGCGUAAUAGGCAUACUGUUGCAAGCGAAUAAUACAAUUCUACACUCUAAACAUUUAUAGCAAGCAAAACUUUUCUCACUAUCUCUCAUUAUAAUUGUGAUUUAUGUCAACUAACUUUUAUCCUGAUAUAUAUCUCCCCUUUUAUAACAACAUUAUAUACUAUACAAUUUUAAACGAUACCUUACACCAGUGUAAAAAAUAUUCUACUAGCAAAAUAUCAACAUUAAAUUUAAACACACAAACAAAAACUAUUCAUAUUUCGUGCAGCGGAUGUUGUUAACAAAAGAAUAAAUCAACUUUUUGAUAAUGGAACUAAAUUUAUAGAAACUACACUCAUUUCGAUACGCAGACUAUUCACCACUAGUACUCUCACCUCUAAAAACACACUAACGACACCUAACGAUCCCAAGAACCAGUGUAAGAGCAUCAGCAGGUAGCAACCUAACGUGUAAACUCAUUUAUAAUACGCAUACAAUCCGAGUAAAUCUGUGGUAAACAUUAAUACAAAUACAUGCAACAAAAAAAAAAAAAAAACAUAACAUUUGAAUAAGACAUCCAGUUUUAUCUAGCAAGUUCCACUCAAAGAACAUGUAGUCCUUCCCAGGGUGAAACAAGAGCAGAAACAAAAGAUCCAUCUAUUUUUGAGCACAUUCACACAAACGCAGCAGAGCAGUCAGUCCAGAAUCAAUCAUUGAACAAAACAAGUAUGAAUCAAUGUAGUUUUUAUACGUCGUAUUGUAAACACGAAAUAAAGUUGGUGCAAAACCAUAAUCACCAACAAAACAUCAAAUAAAACAGUUGCAUUUUCCAAAGGAUUAAAGUAUUGGUCAGCCGUCUGCAACCUACAAACACGCAAAAACACAAUAACAUACACACACACUUACAGUCUGGCGGAAAACAAGUUGAACAAUUACGGUAUAAGUUAUUUAUACAUACAUAUAUUAAACUGCAGUACGAGACACCGACAACCGAUCGAGAGGCAGAGAGGAAACAGAAAUCGUCGAAGGAAUUAUCCCGCAGGAAUGAACUCAUAGACCGCAUAUUGGCAUUCAGUAACAAUUCCGUGAACACAGAUUAUGAUUCAAAUUUAAACCAGAGAAGUAUAUUUGUCAAAUUGGAUAACGCA
Messenger RNA from Culex quinquefasciatus (southern house mosquito), 8040 nucleotides. Its product is annotated as nucleoporin seh1. The transcript is spliced from 6 exons. The record is from RefSeq and is a predicted model, not a curated record. The coding region runs from base 747 to 2801 and encodes 684 amino acids. Lineage: Eukaryota; Metazoa; Arthropoda; Insecta; Diptera; Culicidae. Gene Ontology annotation, cellular component: nuclear pore outer ring; Seh1-associated complex; extrinsic component of endosome membrane. Gene Ontology annotation, molecular function: protein kinase activity; ATP binding; actin binding. Gene Ontology annotation, biological process: protein targeting to lysosome; cellular response to amino acid starvation; early endosome to late endosome transport.